Molecule: messenger RNA, 3684 nt
Organism: Cylicocyclus nassatus
Lineage: Eukaryota; Metazoa; Nematoda; Chromadorea; Rhabditida; Strongylidae
Source: the annotation of a GenBank genome assembly
AUGACUUUUUUCGUGCUGAUAUUGGCGGUUUUGUGGCCGCUCCCGGUAACGCCUGCCCGAGACUAUACCGUACCCCAACCGCAGCACCCCUAUGGUACGCCAGCGGUCACUUCCGGUGCCGCUAUCUUCCAUAUCAACCAGCCUGAGCUAAAACAGCUCCAUCACCCAGGAGCCCAAACUACCCGACACUCCACCCACCCUGAGCUUUCCGACGGACCAACACCCGCCAGCAAUGAAAUCGGACAUCAUGUCAAACGACAUCUCGCUUCCAUCACAUCUUUACCUCACAAAGAAAUCUACGUUACCAAAAGAGAUGGACGCAUGGCGUUUGUCCCUGAUGAGCCCGGAAGGCCUCCGGCAGACUUGAUAAAGGCCCCACUCUGGGUCGAACACGUUCCCACAAAGUCCAAGCACAAAUUCACCAUUGCAAAUCUAGGACAAUCGGAAUUGGUCAUGCAACAAUUCUAUAAGGGCGCUAAUGGUGGCAGACCAUAUGUGACGACCAAUCCUGAAGCGACCACCACAACCUCACGGCCGAAAGCUUUCAGCGGUCGUGAUAAGAAGGACGCUGCAGAAAAAAUCAUCAAACAGGAAUUGAACAGAGCAAGAGUGGCCAAAUAUGGUAAAUCAGCAUCUGGAGGUGGAGCUAAACGUGAUGAGAACAGUAGUGGAAUCAAUCGUCCGCCUUUGCAGGAAAGUGGAUAUUCUGGUGAGCCCAGAAAACUAACUGAUUGGUCUUUGAAUAACAACAGAGUGGACGAGUUCCCUAACGGUUAUGAUGGAUUGUCCGCUCUGCCCGUGAAUUCAGUCUCUAACACAAAAGUGGUUUUGAGCAACGAGGUCAUCGAGGAACCAACCACAGAGUUUAGCCCUACAACAGCGGCUUCCGUUUAUACUCUAACACCUCCGUCUGCCCCUCCUACCAUCAUCAUGUCGGUCGCGCCACUCACACUUCCGCCAUCUCAUCCACUUUGUGCCGUGACAGAAGCAUCUUCAAGUUCGUCCUUUUCUUCAACCGGACCUGCUGCUCCACCCACUGACGCACGUGGACCACAUGAUGUAGAAUACGCAUUGCCAAAAACCAACUUGAUAGGCAGUGUUGACGGUGCGGUCAUGUCACAUAAGGAAGUUUGUAGGCCUUGCGAAUCUGAUUCCACACCUGCACAGUCUGCACCUGCUACACUUGCACCAAUUGCACCACUUCCAUCAUUAUCUGCUCCUGCACCACUCCCACCGUUACCUGCACCAUCUGCACCAGUGCCCCCAGUGCCUGCUCCUACGUCAGUCCCACUAGGAACAACUCAAUCAGCAGCACCAUCGACUCCCGAAAAUGCUCCCUUGCAUCCAGCACCAUAUCAACAGCCGAACCCAGACCCAGGAUCGGUGCUCGUCGAAAUUCCCCCUUCUCCUGUGGUAGCGGAACCAGCUCCGGAACCAGUACCAGUCAGAACCACCGAAAUUAGGGUAGAACCAGCAGUUAUGCCAGGUUCAAACGAACUUGAAGAACCUGUUCCUUCCCCCUUAUCAACUGCUGACAAGUCUACCUCUUCUGAAUCCGUGGUUCUGCCUGAUAUUGCUAAGACUGGGCCAAACAGUUCCCUACCCACGACACCAGCACAUGCGCCAGAAUCAGUGCAUAAGUCUAGCGAAGAGGAUAGCAGAGAAGGGAAUAGCAGCAGUGAAGAAUCACCACAAGCAGUUCCUGCACCUGCACCUUCGGUUGCGAUACAACCCGCACCACUAUCUCUUCAACCAGAGCACACGUCCACUGUUAUACCACCUAUAGCUUCAUCUCCUAAUAUCGCAGAGUCUAACACUUUGCACCCUGCACCCUCUUCUUCUCAGCAUGCUUCUGUUCCUUCGUUUUCCAUAUUGACUGAGUUCAAGUCAGAAGAGUCUGCUCUAGAGGUGGCAGGUGCACAACUAGCAGAACGUCCUGAGCAGAAUGAAUAUAAUAUUAUCACAGGGCCAGUCACUCCGCACACUCCUUCCAGCCUAAGUUACUCGGUUAAAGAUGAAACUCCUACGAUUGCGAUCACAGUUUCCCCAGCACCUCCUCCUCCACCAGCACCUGCUCCAUCUACACAAGCUGUGUCUGUCUCAGUUCCAGCACCGUCUUCCAACAUAGAAGAGGUAGAGCCAGCUCCUAUAGUGCCUGCAUUCGUACAGCAGCCUGACACGUCGGGUGAGAGCACUUACUCAAAUCUCGAGGAGGAUCACGCAGAACCCGAGAAGCCAGCUAUUUCGGCACCAGGUCAGACAUCUGCUUUCGAACAGGAACCUGCACCAGAAUUAACAAAUAAUGUGGACGUCAUGGAAGGAGGUGAUGCCGCCUUAGUGCCAGCACCAAGUGCAGCGUCAAGUUUCGUCACGUCAUCGGUCUCCCAUGUAAACAUGGGCAGUAGUUUACCUAGUUCUAGCGGUUAUAGUAGUAACUCUGGUGGCUCCUUCGGCUCUAGACCACCCUACUCUUCGACAGCCGAAAUUACCCCAGCACCGGUUCCUGCUCCUACUCCUGCUCCCACUCCUGCUCCCGCUCCUGCUCUCAUUCCUGCUCCUGUCGCCGUUCCUGCUCCAUCACCUUCGCAAAGUUUCACUUCUAUUUCAGAGGAAUAUGAGAGUCCCGCUCCAUCAUCCGCCACGAAAGAAGCUGCAGUCGUGGCGCCUCAGUACAUCAAUGCUUCUCCUUCUCCAUCAACUGGACUUUAUAAGGGAACGUCGCAGCAGGUGUCCUAUGUACCAGAAGUAGCUGCGCCUAUCCCAGGAGAUAUCGAGGAUACACAGCCUUUUGUACCACAGCCAGGACCCAGUAAGCCAGAAUCAAGCUAUGCAAAUCUCGAAGAAGAUCACCAAGAUCGUGGACCGGUAACGAUUAUCGAUACUGAGAGCAAUGCUCCACAGAGGAAUGUUGGACAAUACAAAGAAGUGCCUCAAGUUUUCAAACCUUCUUACAAUAUACCUUUGAAGAUUAGGCCUAUACAAGUGCAGCCUUCAAGUUAUGAUGUGUCACCUGCACCUAUAAGACCAUACGCACCGCAACCACUCCCACGGAUUAGCAUCCAACCACAGAGCGGUUACCAAGGACCGAAUCUUGGUAGUAGUUACCAACAACAGGGAGGAUACGUCCCACCACAGCAGACGGGAGGAUACGCCCCACCACAGCAAACCGGAAAUUACGUUCCUCCAUCACCAGCUGGAAGUUACGUUCCUCCCCCACAAUUCCAACCUCCUCCGCCACCAAUCCUGCAGCCACAACCAAUCCAGUUUCCUGCUCCACCGCCCUAUCAGCCACUGCCAUCCUAUCAAAUUUCACAACCACAGCCACAACCUCAGCCGGUACCUGCUCCUCAGUUUGCCCAUCUGCAUGUGCACCUUCCCAAGGCUGUAACACUGGUAGCUGCUGCGCAGUUCGAUCGCCUACCUGCUGUCCUCAAUCAACGUCCUCAUUUUGUUGCAAUCAAGUCGUACACUCGUGCUGUGCACCACAGCAGCGAUUAUGCUGUAAUGCACAGAAUACCUCAUGUUGCCCGAAUAUGUUCCAAGGAUGUUGUUGUAAUCGAAACCAGUUGUCAAGCCUCUGUCGACAUCGCACCAAGCGGUAAACCAUUAUUAGUUUGGUGUUCAAAUCUCUUACAAGAGAAAUUUAGAUCGGUUGGACGGGUACUCGGCAUCUGUGGUUCAUAA